Centruroides sculpturatus (bark scorpion) is the source of this 1415-nucleotide messenger RNA. RefSeq lists its product as uncharacterized. The coding region runs from base 130 to 798 and encodes 222 amino acids. The record is from RefSeq and is a predicted model, not a curated record. Lineage: Eukaryota; Metazoa; Arthropoda; Arachnida; Scorpiones; Buthidae. The transcript is spliced from 4 exons.
CUCGAUGCAAGAUGGCGGUAGUGUAUUUCGGUAACUAUAGUAACAAGUAGACGAGACUCGCACAAAAGAAAAGGAACAAACCUUACUCAUUUAUUUCGUUGAAAAUCGUUAAUCGGAAUCGCUUUAAAGAUGGAAACGUCUUCGAUACGGGAAAAAGUCGAGGAGUAUUUCACUUCGAUCAACUCGACCGCCAAUCGUUUGAUGGCAGACGUAGAAUCAAUAAAACAGCAGAAGGGAGAGAUUUGGGAUCAAAUGUCUUACAACGAACAAUCGGAAGCGUUGUGGAGGAGUUUGGUGCAGAAUGAAAUAGAGGAGAAGUACAAUCGACACCCGAAACAUGUUCCGGAGGUCGAUUAUUUCCCCGUUCUUCGCAUUCGUCCCGGGGAGAAGAUCGUCGUCGAUGAUGAAAGUGCUAAUUCCCGAUCGGGAAGACCGUUCGGAUGCUCUUGGAGAGAUGAACACUCAGCUCCUUUCAGUUGGGAAACACAGAGCCAACUUGACCUGCGUCUCUGUGGAUUUCAAAAGAAAAAUAAUCCUCCCGUUCCGCCGGACAAGCUCGCUACAAAAUCUCGUCUGCCCACUCCCGAUCCUUCGGGUCCUCGCACGCCCACCUCCGUUUCCACAAUGCGACCCAAAAAUGCACCUCCGCCGCCGCCAGUCGACUACACCUUGAUCAAACCAAGCAAGCAAGAAGGAAAAGAAACAAAGGAACAAAAAGAUUCCACAAAGGAUCCAUCUCCAACAGGAGAUAAAAAUACAAUUCCUAAGACCGGUUUUGAUUUUUUGGACAACUGGUAAUGAAAGAUGAUGAUACAUUAUUUGAAAGUUUUGUAGAAGUAAUAGUGAAGUUUUUUAUUUAUAUUUUAUUUUAAAAUAUAAAAAUUAUAAUUUAUAUAGAAUCCCUUUUAAUAUCAGGAAUAUUAAAAAUUAAUUUAUUUUAAACUAUACAUAAACACAAACAAAAGAUGCACCAAAAUGUACUUUCAGACAAGUGCUCACUUUCAAAAAAAAUAUUGCUAUUUGCUAAACUUAGCAGUAUUAUAAAGCUUUAACAAGCAAACAAUUUUAAAUUUUACAAUUUACGCAAAAUUGUUUCAUCGGCCAAGAGAUGGUGGCAAGUAGUAGCUUUACCACGCCAAGAAAUGCCUUUUGUUUUCUUUAUACUUUGCCACACUUCCGUGUAUGUAAAUAAAUUAUUCUAACAUUAAAAUAUUAUAAUUGCGUGCAUAGAAUAAUAUGCUAUUUUAAUGGUUUUUUUUGGACAUUUCAUAUUGUCGUAGCAGUGUAAACAUCGAUCGAGCAAGAGAUCUGUGAAUUUUCUAGAUGUCUGUGACCGUACUAUUUUGUAUUCUUUACAAGAAAGCAAUUUUAUAUUUAUAAUUUAUAUGGAAAAUAAAAUAAAAUUACAAAGAAAA